AUGAACUUCUUGGAGCGGGCGCUCGAGUGGAAGGCCCAAUUCUCGCAGGACGAACAAAUUCGCUAUUUUGGCUGGUGCCUGCUCCUCUCCUGGAUCGUCUCCAUCGUCUACAUGACGCGCGAUUUUUGGUAUCCAUCCGCAAUUUAAUAGCCCCCCUUUUUUUACAAAUUGCCCUCCCAUCGAACAGGAAUAUUCACGUACAUAAAUAGUUUUUUGGAACUUUCAAAAAAUUCACUGCGAUUAAUAACUGCGUGAAAAACGUUUAUUUUCAACAAACAAUUGCGAGAAAGAGACACGGAUUUAUUUUUAUUCGUUUUGCGAUUUUUGCGAGUGUAUAUGCAUAAUUCUAGAAAAAUUCAAUUUCGUUUUUUUGUCUUCAGAAUUUCGUAUCUAGAAACGAAGAUACUUUUUUUCUUUUUUUCAGUUAAUGCGAGAAUCAGAAAAAAAGAGUUCUCAAAAAACGUGUAUGGAGGAAAUUUUAUGAAUUAUAAAUCAUCCAAUAUUUUAAUUACUUUCCCGGCUUUCAUAUUCACGAAGAAACUGACUGUGAGCUGGUGAGUCCAGUUUCCCUCAAUAACCGGGACAUUUUGACAACUAAACUCAGAAACGCUGUAAACCUUGGAAAAAGGCCCAUUUUCCAGGGUCCCUUCGGCUUUUAACUUACCGCCUUUGCGAGAGAUACCCAGAAGAGAUCCUAACGUCUCGCCUCGACGUAAACUGAGCAGAAUUGGGUUGGUUGCGGUGGUUACAUACAUUCAAUUUUUUUUUAAAAAUUAAUUUUUUUGAUUCUACAAGAGAGGUCAUUUCAGGAUUUGAUGGAGAAAUUUUAGAAAAACUUUAUUUAAAAAAACUCCUCGAUAACUAGAUAAAGAUUCACAAUUUUCUAGCUCUCUGAACCGACAUCAGUGCUCGUUUACAAGGAUUUGAAAAGAAAUAUAAAUUCAAAUCUUCUUCUUGAAAAAGAUUUUUCAGGGGAAAAGCGACCUUUUGAGGACCUCAAAAGAAUGACAAAAGCGCCUUUUUAAAAACUUAAAAAAGUACAAUGAAGUGUCUUUCAGCUUCUUUUCUUUUUCAAGAAAAAGGACCAGGGUUAUCAUUGCUCAUUGAAAUCAUUAUGACUUUUUCUGUUCAAAACAUUUUCAUCUCCUUCAAAAGGACCUUUCCGAUGAAAAGUUUUCAAAAAACGCUACUAAAGUUUUCAAAACUUUCUUUUUAGGCAUUUGUAGACUCUUUCCUUGUUUGGAGAUAUUUCUCUCAAAAAAACCUAAAAAAAUUUAUUCUCCAAAUUGUUUAUACUAAUUCACUUUAUUACAGGAGAGAUCUUCAGCAGCUGGCGGUGGAUAGAAGAAAAUGGGCUCGGAUUGGCUCAAUAAGCCACAGUCCUUCGCCGAUUCGAUGAAUCAUCGGAUCGGCUUUACUCUGCUUUUACGGGUUUCUGUAUACUUUCUAAAGGUAAAUAUUGAAAAGGGACUUUAGAAUGAAAUUAGCAUCGCCAGAUGCUGUUUUUUCACGCUUACGAAAAUCAGUACUGGGACAAGUCGAAGAUGUCUCUGAAAAACUUCAUAACUCUCCAAGUUAAAAUAUAAUCAAAAGGUCCAAGUCAUACCUUUUGCGCUUAAAAGAAUCAGUAUGCAAAGAACUUUGGAAACCUAUAUUUUUCUUCAAAAGCCUUGGAAAAAAAUUUCUGGUUUUCUUGGAGAAAAGAAAAAAAUAAGCUUGAUUGAUGAGAUUUUAGUCAACCGUUGAACAUUUAUUCCUUUUUUCAACAGGCACCUCAGCCAUUUUGAAGAGAAAAUUCAGAAUGAGCAUAAAAAAUAGAUUUAUUUAUAAAGGAGUCUCACAGUUGGCUGAAAGUCCUUCUCAGUUGUUUUUUUCUUUCUUUAGAGCUUCGCCUUACUUCAUAAUUUGCUUCUUCCUCAUCAGAAAUGAUCCCACUUUUUUUUAAUCUUCCGUUUUCAGAUUCACUGGUCCGAUCAAACAGAACCAGGACAAAGAACCAGCACGAGGUCGACAACGAUGAGAAGCAGAAACAAAGCGAGAAAAAGAAUCCUGGUGUUAUUUGCCCCCACACGCACGAGUACUCUCGUGAUUCCUGCCAGCUGUUGCGUUCAGCCUGGGUGGUAG
Molecule: messenger RNA, 2124 nt
Organism: Caenorhabditis auriculariae
Lineage: Eukaryota; Metazoa; Nematoda; Chromadorea; Rhabditida; Rhabditidae
Source: the annotation of a GenBank genome assembly